Molecule: messenger RNA, 691 nt
Organism: Periconia digitata
Lineage: Eukaryota; Fungi; Ascomycota; Dothideomycetes; Pleosporales; Periconiaceae
Source: the annotation of a GenBank genome assembly
UGAAAUCCAACUUCGAAUGUUUUCUACCUCUGUCAUUUGCUGGAGGACAUAUUCCGCCAGAUCCCCGGAAUAUCAUUUCUCCACCCCCGUCGCCGCCGAAGAUGCCCGCGCCCUGACCUCCGAGCUCUGUUCCUACAUUCCCGCAUCAUCUCUCACAAUGGCGAAAAGAGCAUUACCCAAGGAGCAAAUGGUCAAAUUGAUCGUGGGUGCAGGACAGGCGUCGCCGUCGCCGCCCGUAGGUCCCGCGCUAGGUAGUAAGGGUGUCAAGAGUAUGGAUUUCUGCAAGGAAUUCAACGCCCGCACCGCACAAUACAUCACCGGCACACCCAUCCCCGCCCUCAUCACCGUCCGCCCCGACCGCUCCUUCCACUUCCAGAUCCGCACCCCGCCCACCGCCACGAUGCUCCUCACCGCGGCCGGCGCACCGAUGUCCAAAUCCAAAGUCCGCGGCGCUGGAAACGUGCCGGGACCUAUGAACAACCAAGAGGGUCAAAAGGGCAAAACGAGUAACGGCAGCCCGACGAAUGGACAUGCGGCGUUUGGAACCGUGGGGACGGUUAGCUUGAAGCAUGUGUAUGAGAUUGCCAGGAUUAAGCAGAGCGAGUCGAGGCUCAAGGGGUUGAGUUUGGAGGGUUUGGCAAGGAGUGUGGUGGGGCAGGCGGCAAGCUUGGGGGUUGUGGUUGUGCCUUGA